AUGGGGGGAGCUACAAGCAAUAGAAUACUUACAGCAGGCGUGUGCGCUUUUGUUCUUUUUUCUAUACAUCCUCAGCUGGAGAGCCCAGAGACCGGUUUUUUCAAUGUUCUUUCCAUUCUGUACCUCUCGUACUGGAUGGGGUCAUCGUACUUAAAGUCCGUUGCUGUUCUUUAUUUCAUUCUCAACUCUACUGAUGUUCUGUACAUCAUCAGCAGAGGCAGACACAUUCUCACACAGAACAUUCUUUAUUCUACUAAAAUUCCCGUUCUUUCGAAUAUAUCCCAGGGAAGAUCUCUGUACAAAAGCAUAAAGAGCAAAAGUAUAGCGCCUAUUUUCGUGUCUGUUCUGCUGAGGAUUUUAUUCGAGAUAGCCUGGAGCCUAGGCAACCAAAGCAGGAAUAUUGCAGGCACAAUUCCUCUGCUCUCUUCUUCAGUUGUGCACAUCCACUCGAGUUCAGUGUACAUGCACACAUCCUCUGAAUACUACGGGGAGUAUAAGGGAAAGCAAGGGAGUGGAAACAGAAAAGUCGUGGGGGAUAAAGAGAAGUGUGAAAACCCAGGAUGGAAAGUUCUUUUGGAGGGACUGGAGGGAAACCCUCCGCCUUCUGUUCGGAUUACAAGUGGGUCUGUGAUAUAUCUGCAGGACACAGAGACUGAGGAGUAUCUGCAGACAUUUGACGUAGCAUCGCCUCUCACCACAUCGAACCAAGAAGUGUCUACAGCACCCAGCAUAACAGAGAAGAGCAGAUUUUUGAUAGUAAACGAGGAUGGAGACAUGAGCAAGACAGUGCCCGUAUACUUAGAUGCAUACUUCUAUCUGAAGCACGUAUCCACGGGAGUAUUUGUCCGCGUCCUCAAAAGACGCAUAAGUAAUGAGAGCAAAAAGUAUGAAAUUAACGGAGAAAAAGAGACGGGAAUAAACAGGAACAUUGGAUCAAAAAGCUGUCUGUGGUCUGGCCGGGAAAUCACACAGAGGCCUCGAGGAGUCAGAAAGAUCCUUGAGAGUAUUAUAGAAAAAGUGUGCGAAAGUGGAAGACAGAUAGUGGAGAAUGCAAAAGAGAACGGAAGAAAAGAGAAAGAAAGCCGAUCAAAAAGAGCAGGAAUAUACAAAUACGUAUACAACUUUAAUGUGAUAAUGUACAUUGCACUCUUUGGUCUGGCAGUGCUCAGAGGUGUUCUCGGAAAAGAGAAUGUGUGGGAGCAGGUUAUGUCCUGUCUGCUCGAUCUUUUGAUUUGUGUGAUAUUCAAGAGAAACAUAAGAGAUACAAUGUACUGUGCAGGAGUCAUUGGAAUACAGCACGGGCUAAAGCUCCAGGCACUGGUGAAGGAAAUUAUGAGAAGUAGAGAAAAAGAAAAGAGAUCAUAA
Messenger RNA from Nematocida minor, 1365 nucleotides. RefSeq lists its product as uncharacterized. The coding region runs from base 1 to 1365 and encodes 454 amino acids. The record is from RefSeq and is a predicted model, not a curated record. Lineage: Eukaryota; Fungi; Microsporidia. The transcript has a single exon.